Messenger RNA from Paraphaeosphaeria sporulosa, 1959 nucleotides. RefSeq lists its product as uncharacterized. Gene Ontology annotation, molecular function: nucleic acid binding. NCBI's taxonomy places the organism in Eukaryota, Fungi, Ascomycota, Dothideomycetes, Pleosporales, Didymosphaeriaceae. The coding region runs from base 355 to 1551 and encodes 398 amino acids. The transcript is spliced from 7 exons. The record is from RefSeq and is a predicted model, not a curated record.
GAAAUAAUUGAUGUGGCCUGAUGUCUGCGUAUAAAGAAGGUCUCGCCGGCCAGCGGCAGACUUCGGCAUAAGGAGCAGUCUAGUCAGUGAGCGGCAUGGAGCCACCAUGGGCUGCAGGAACGGCGGCGGUUGCGAUCUGGCGCAGAUCCGGGGGAAGGAGCGAGCCGCGCUAGCGUGCUUCCAACAGUGCGGAAAGCGGUGCGUAGGUGGAAAGCGCGACGCAGUAAAGGAGCUUGGGCCACCAGCCGAUAACACUCCCACCUGAGAGAGCUAUUCUCUUUCAAGUGACUUCUUCCUCUGACCUUGUCCGCACCUCGCAAAGGCACUCGUCGGCCUUGACGUGCUUCUCUCGCCAUGGCAACUGUCACUAUAGGCAGGCCCUACUUUGAUGCCCUACUACGUCGAGCUGAAUUCCAUACUUCUGGUCAUGAUUUCGAUACCACCCCAAGCUUGUCGAACAAUGUGACCAUCUCCAAAGCCGAGUAUGAUUACUUGCUACAAGCUGUUCGAGAAUAUAAUCUUCUCAAGAGCGCACUAUUUCGCGGUGGACUCACGGUCGAAACCUUGGACACGUUGCUUGCGGGUGAGGGCGCUGCACACGACGAGCCGAAGACAUACACGAGUCUGUCAAGUUCCUGGGAAGAGACGUUUGCCCGACCUCAAUCCGUGCCCGUUGUCGUUAGCCGUCCUCAACUCGAAGACUCUCCGCCCACCUCACACAAUAUGACCCUUGAAGGCGCCGUAAAGCUGCGGAAGCUCUCCCAGCCCCACAACAGGGUCUACAGCUACGACCAGCUUGAUUCGUUCGAAACGUCAGAUAAGGAGGAGGAAGAUGUGCGCGAGGCUGCCAACCGUGUUCCUGUGCAUGAUCAACGGACGGUCCUCAUCACCAACCUUUCCGACCGAACCACACACAAGGACUUGGUUGACAUCAUCCGAGGCGGACGCGUUUUGGACAUCUUCCUCCGCAACGAUCGUUCUGCUACUGUGUCGUUCGUUGACGGCGCAGCUGAUUUCCUGGCCCAUGCAAAGCGCAAAGAUAUCUACCUGCAUACGAAGCGGCUUGAGUUCCGAUGGAACGAUCGUCAGUUCCAUGUGCCCCAACAUGUCGCGAACAAGAUUGCCAGCGGAGCCAGCCGUAAUCUGAUCGUUCGUGGAGCGCUAGGAAAACUCACGGCAGAUCAGAUCCGUGAUCACCUUGACCACAUACACAAUCUUGUCGUCGUCGACAUCUAUUUCCGAGGUGGCGAUGCCUUCAUCUCCACCAACUCUAUUCAUAACGCGUUGUUCGCGAGGACUUGUAUGAUGUCGCGCACUGUAUACAAAGGCUUGCGCAUCGACUGGUGUCCCGACGAAUGCGCGGCACCUUUGCCUCGACCUGUAGCGAAGGUUCUGGACUUGACUCCAACUAUUCAGAGAUCUAUGCCUAUCACCAACCGCUAUACGCUCCUGGAUACCGUAUCCGAGCUGGGUUCCGAUUCGGACGAAGAGACAUACAUGACAAGCGGCGUUCGAGUGAGCAGUCAGUGGGCUGAUGCCGCCGUGGCCUAAGGGUGUCUGCCGCCUGAAAACGCCGUGACCGCCGCUCGUAAAUAGCUCCACCGGUCUUAACUGGAUUCCUUGUGGCACCCUCUCGGUGGCUACGACUUCUUCGCACCGAUACAACAGAUCAGUGCCCCCGCAUCGGGCGCACCCAUACCGGUUGUCUCGCGCAUGCUACCUCCUCUCGUUCAUUCAGUGUCGUGAUCAGCGGGCAUUGUAUACAAUUAUCGGUCCGCACAGAGGGUACCUUGGUUUUCUAUGGUGUAUUCAUUUUCAUGUGGGGUCUGAGCUCUUCAUUGACCUUGCCAAUGGAUUCUCUAUCAUCCUAGCAUUAGUGUAUGGCGUUGAUGGACUUCGGGAUUCAUCCUUCAACAAAUCAUGUCCUGUUUUUUUCGAGCAUAGAUACCCCAAGCGCCC